Messenger RNA from Amoebophrya sp. A25, 1140 nucleotides. The record is from the annotation of a GenBank genome assembly. NCBI's taxonomy places the organism in Eukaryota, Dinophyceae, Syndiniales, Amoebophryaceae.
AAAAAGCUUAGUAUCCAGCACGAGUAGAAGAUGAUCAUGAUGCAGCAACACGGCUUUACUAGUCCUUGGCUUUGGUGCCUGGUCGUUGUUUCACGAGUUCGUGGCGUCACUGCAGCAGCACCACGAGGAAGUAACGCUGCAGCUUCUGGUCUUGAGCUCGACAAGAAGAGCUGCAGUAGACCUGCUUCUCCAGAAGAGGGGAUGCUUAAAGAAAUGUUGCACAAGGAUAAUAAACACGAUCUUGCUACUCCUGGUGAAGCUCCUAGUGCUACUCCUGACUGCUUGUUCUCUGAGCAGUCGAGUAAAGCAAGAACUUUUGGCAAUGCCAAAGAGGCAGGAGGUGUAAGCGUGGAAGUGGAUCAGGGUAGAUUCAGCGCUAAUCCUACACGUCAAAUAUUCUUCGACAUUGACGUGGAUGAGUUACUUGGUGGUGUACAACAAGCUCAAGUGGUUCAUGGAUUUUUAGAAGAACCUACAUUACAUGCUGCAACACUACCAGUUGGAGCAGGCAACUACGUUGUACAAGUAGAAGAUCCUAGUCCUCCUCCUAGCAGUAGAAGUACUGGUUUGCUGAUGAAGAAGGUUAGAAGUGACUACAGUACUGCCAGUACUGUAGUUACUUCUAACCACACCACAAAGAAAGAUAGUACGCUGUGCCCAUCCUCCUCGGUUGAACGCAUGCUCGCGCCAGCACCUUUUUUAGGAGGAACAAGUCGUGCAAGUAGUAAAGCUGCUCUCCCUGAGUCCGAUGAAGCUGUAACUACCCGAGUGGAAGAACAAGCGUCCGUCGAGCAAGGUGUAAGGUGGAUGACCGUUGACGAGGACCAAGAAGACAAGCACAUCAAAAUAAAGCCGAAAAUAUACAGAAAAGCACCUCCUCAAGGUCACCCACAGAGUUGUGACCAAGCAUGGCCUUCUCAAGCAGAGAAUCCACUAUCAUCAUCGGACGUUCUUGUGCCUGCUUUCCCGCAGCCACUUUCCGAGGAUGAAGAUGAAGGUGAAGAUAGAGAAAGUGGCGCUGGUCUCACUCCUGGUGCCAGUCCUCAACAUACAAGUCCUCCAACCUCUACUGGGUGGUCCUCUAUGUGCGUUCAUAAAGGUGCCAGCGACCCUAGUUCUCGAAAGGACUCAAGAAAAAGC